UAUAUAACACCUUGGAUCAUUAAAUGAAUACCCUUGAGCCGAUUAACAGAAAAAGCACAGAAUCCUCUGAACCCAGAUCACACAGGUCUGAAUUUUCUGACCACCCUUUUUCAUUCUCCGCUAUUAUUCAAGUGCAAAAUUCGUGGCGGAUAGUAUCAUUGCCAAUCAUAGAUUGGCAAAAAUGGCCGAGGAGAAUGGCUUGAAUGGAGAAAUAAGCACCCACAAGGCCACUGCAUCAACAAGCCAUUCACCAGUAACAGAGACAGAUAGAAAGAAUGACCAAGGGAAGACCAAUGGCCAACAUGAUCCAGAAAAGAACAAGGGAGGAGAUGAGGCCACUAAUACUGUUCCAUAUUACAAGCUCUUUGCCUUUGCGGAUUCCAAAGAUGUUGUGUUGAUGGUCAUUGGCACAAUUGGAGCUCUUGGAAAUGGAACCUCCUUGCCCCUUAUGACUGUACUUUUUGGGGAGCUGGUUGAUUCUUUUGGACAAAAUGCAAACAACAACAAUGUAGUUCAUGUAGUCUCCAAGGUAUCCUUAAAAUUUGUUUAUUUGGCCAUGGGCGCUGGCAUUGCAUCAUUAUUCCAGGUGGCUUGUUGGAUGGUUGCAGGAGAAAGGCAAGCAUCACGAAUAAGGAAUCUGUAUUUGAAAACUAUAUUGAGACAAGAUAUAGGCUUCUUCGACAAAGAAACUAACACGGGAGAAGUUAUUGGGAGGAUGUCAGGUGACACUGUCCUUAUUCAAGAUGCCAUGGGUGAGAAGGUUGGCAAAUUUAUACAGCUGACAGCAACGUUCAUAAGUGGCUUUAUAGUAGCUUUCAUUAAAGGGUGGCUUCUUACCCUUGUUAUGGUGGCAACUAUUCCUGCUCUUGUGAUCUCUGGUGCAGCCAUGUCCAUCGUAAUAUCUAAGAUGGCAUCUCGUGGACAAACUGCUUACUCACAAGCAUCGGUUGUGGUGGAACAAACAAUUGGGUCAAUCAGGACAGUUGCAUCAUUUACUGGAGAGAAGCAAGCUAUAGCCAAGUAUGAUAAAUCUCUAAAUAGUGCAUACAAAUCUGGUGUCCAUGAAGGCUUGGCUGCUGGAAUAGGUCUUGGUGCGGUUAUGUUUAUCGUAUUCUGUAGUUAUGCUUUGGCCAUAUGGUAUGGCGCAAAGCUGAUACUCGAUAAAGGAUAUACAGGUGGUAAUGUCAUAAACAUAAUUAUUGCUGUCCUAUCUGGCUCUCUAUCUCUAGGUCAGGCAUCUCCAUGUCUGGCUGCUUUUGCUGCUGGACAAGCUGCUGCAUUUAAAAUGUUUGAGACAAUCAAUAGGAAACCAGACAUAGAUUCAUAUGACACUAAUGGGCGUACAUUAGAUGAUCUUCAUGGAGAUAUUGAAUUAAGGGAUGUUUGCUUCAGUUAUCCGGCUAGACCAGAUGAGCAAAUAUUCAAUGGAUUCUCUCUGUUCAUACCUAGUGGUAUGACUGCAGCUUUGGUUGGGCAGAGUGGAAGUGGGAAAUCCACAGUGAUCAGUUUGAUAGAGAGAUUUUAUGAUCCACAAGCUGGUGAAGUUCUUAUAGAUGGUAUAAAUCUGAAGGAGUUUCAGCUAAGAUGGAUUAGAAAGAAAAUCGGGCUCGUGAGCCAGGAACCUGUUCUAUUUGCUUCCAGCAUUAAAGAUAAUAUUGCCUAUGGGAAGGAUGGUGCAACUAUGGAAGAAAUCAAAGCAGCGGCUGAACUUGCAAAUGCAGCCAAAUUCAUAGACAAACUGCCUCAGGGACUAGACACCUUGGUUGGUGAGCAUGGAACUCAGUUGUCUGGGGGACAGAAGCAAAGGGUUGCCAUAGCUAGAGCAAUUCUAAAAGACCCGCGUAUUCUACUUCUAGAUGAAGCUACAAGUGCACUUGAUGCAGAGUCUGAGCGGAUUGUGCAAGAGGCACUUGACAGGGUAAUGGUAAACCGAACUACUGUUAUUGUCGCCCAUCGCUUAAGCACAGUGAGGAAUGCUGAUAUGAUUGCUGUUAUUCACCGAGGAAAGAUUGUUGAAAAAGGUUCACAUACUGAACUACUCAAAAAUAGUGAUGGAGCCUACUGCCAGCUUAUACGGUUGCAAGAAAUGAACCAAGAGUCAGAACAUAAUGCCAUCAAUGAUCAAGACAAACCAGAGCUUACAGUGGAAUCGGGAAGGCAUUCAAGCCAACGCAUGUCUUUAUUAAGAUCCAUAAGUCGUGGAUCAUCUGGAAUUGGAAAUAGCAGCCGGCAUUCAUUCUCAGUCUCAUUUGGCUUACCUACAGGGCUCAACAUCCAGGAAACCAUGUCAGAAAAAUCUAAUACCCUUCCUGAAGAACCACCGAAACAGCCCAAAGAAGUCUCAAUCCGCCGCCUUGCACAUCUCAACAAACCAGAGAUCCCGGUGAUGUUACUUGGUGUUUUGUCUGCAAUCGUCAAUGGCUCUAUAUUUCCAGUUUUUGGUAUAUUAAUUUCCAGUAUAAUCAAAACCUUCUAUGAGCCACCAAGUGAGCUUCGUAAGGAUUCACGAUUUUGGGCUUUGAUGUUUGUUGUCCUUGGGCUGGCUUCAUUAGUGGCAUCUCCUGCACGAACAUACUUUUUUUCCGUGGCUGGGUGUAGGUUAAUAAGACGGAUACGGUCAAUGUGCUUUGAAAAGGUGAUUCACAUGGAGGUUGGUUGGUUUGAUAAUCCUCAGAACUCGAGUGGUGCAAUUGGUGCAAGGCUAUCUGCAGAUGCAGCAACUGUCCGCAGCCUGGUUGGUGAUGCACUGGCUCUGCUUGUUCAGAACACUGCAACAGCAAUUGCUGGUUUGGUUAUUGCUUUCCAAGCAAGCUGGCAGCUGGCUCUUAUAAUCCUUGUUUUGAUUCCUCUGAUAGGAAUUAGUGGAUGGGCUCAGAUGAAAUUUAUGAAAGGAUUCAGUUCAGAUGCAAAGAUGAUGUAUGAGGAAGCAUGCCAAGUGGCUAAUGAUGCGGUUGGGAGUAUUAGAACGGUUUCUUCUUUUUGUGCAGAGGAGAAAGUGAUGCAAUUAUACAAAAAGAAAUGUGAAGGCCCUAUGAAGGCAGGAAUAAGACAAGGGUUAAUUAGUGGAGUUGGUUUUGGGCUGUCAAAUUUCUUGCUGUUCUGUGUAUAUGCAACCAGUUUCUAUGCUGGAGCCCGACUUGUUGAGGAUGGAAAGACAACUUUCACCAAGGUUUUUCGUGUAUUUUUUGCUCUUACAAUGGCAGCUAUUGGAAUUUCUCAAUCCAGUGGUUUUGCACCUGAUGCUAGCAAGGCCAAGACUUCCACUGCCUCAAUAUUUGCAAUUCUGGAUAGGAAAUCAAAGAUAGAUCCAAGUGAUGAGUCUGGGAUGACAUUAGACAACAUAAAGGGAGAAAUAAAGUUUCAGCAUGUCAGCUUUAAGUAUCCUACCAGGCCUGAUAUUCAAAUUCUCCGAGAUCUGUGCUUGGCAAUUAAUUCUGGGAAGACAGUUGCUUUGGUUGGAGAAAGUGGGAGUGGGAAAUCAACAGUUAUCUCGUUGUUGCAGAGGUUUUACGACCCUGAUUCAGGUGACAUUACACUAGAUGGGGUUGAUAUUCAAAGGUUUCAGUUGAAGUGGCUGAGGCAGCAGAUGGGUCUAGUGAGCCAAGAACCUGUCUUGUUCAAUGACACCAUCAGAGCCAACAUAGCAUAUGGAAAGGAAGGAAAUGCAACAGAGGCUGAAAUUUUAGGUGCAGCCGAGUUGGCAAAUGCCCACAAGUUUAUCAGUGGGUUGCAACAGGGGUAUGAUACCAUGGUAGGGGAACGAGGCGUCCAAUUGUCAGGUGGUCAGAAGCAAAGGGUCGCAAUUGCACGGGCUAUAGUAAAGGGACCAAAGAUUUUACUACUUGAUGAAGCGACAAGCGCGCUGGAUGCCGAGUCAGAACGAGUGGUACAGGAUGCAUUGGACCGAGUUAUGGUGAACAGGACGACGAUUGUGGUGGCCCACCGGUUGUCUACCAUUAAAGGUGCAGACCUAAUAGCAGUUGUUAAAAAUGGGGUAAUCGUAGAGAAAGGAAAGCAUGAAAAAUUAAUAAACAUCAAGGAUGGUGCCUAUGCUUCUUUAGUUGCGCUUCACACGAGUGCCAAUGCCUCCUCUUAGUCUAGUCUUCAGAUUCUGGGUACAGAGAGAGAGAGAACGAGAUGCUCUCCUUUUUUUUUUUCUCUUUUUUGUAUUCCUUUCUGGAGCCCCCAAUUGAAUUUCUGAUAAAUCAAUGCUAAUUAAAUAGUAAAUACACAGAGAAAGAACAGAAUAGGCGUGGACCGUGGAGAGUUUCUAAUUCUUCGCCUUCUCAUAGCCACUCCAUUUGCAAAUUAAUUCAAUGAGCUGAGUUUUCAGUUGAAAUAUAUAUUUCUUUCACUA
Molecule: messenger RNA, 4357 nt
Organism: Nelumbo nucifera (sacred lotus)
Lineage: Eukaryota; Viridiplantae; Streptophyta; Magnoliopsida; Proteales; Nelumbonaceae
Product: ABC transporter B family member 4-like
Biological process (GO): oligopeptide export from mitochondrion
Cellular component (GO): mitochondrial inner membrane
Molecular function (GO): ATP binding; ABC-type oligopeptide transporter activity; ATP hydrolysis activity
Source: RefSeq, a predicted model, not a curated record